GCGGUGCAUUGUGGGCUGACACCUCUUGUGGCGUCGGUCGGUUGUUGGGCCCGCUUGGCUCACAUUCUGCAAAAUGGCGACGUCCCUGGGAUCCAACACCUAUAAUAGACAGAACUGGGAAGACGCGGAUUUUCCAAUUCUGUGUCAGACAUGUUUAGGAGAAAACCCUUACAUCCGUAUGACCAAGGAGAAGUAUGGGAAAGAAUGCAAGAUUUGUGCUCGACCAUUUACGGUGUUCAGAUGGUGUCCAGGGACACGGAUGCGUUUCAAGAAGACAGAGGUCUGUCAGACCUGCAGUAAAAUGAAAAAUGUUUGUCAGACAUGUCUGCUGGAUCUGGAGUAUGGUUUGCCCAUCCAGGUCCGAGACACUGGGCUGUCAGUUAAAGAUGAGGUUCCUAAGUCAGAUGUGAACAAAGAGUACUACACACAGAACAUGGAGAGAGAGAUAGCCAACUCUGAUGGCACACGGCCGGUGGGCCAGCUAGGUAAAGCGCCAAGCUCUAGUGAUAUGUUGCUGAAACUGGCCCGGACCACACCAUAUUACAAGAGGAACCGGCCGCACAUCUGCUCCUUCUGGGUGAAGGGAGAGUGUAAGAGAGGGGAGGAGUGUCCCUACAGGCAUGAGAAGCCCACAGAUCCUGAUGACCCGCUGGCUGACCAGAACAUAAAGGACCGUUACUAUGGCAUCAAUGACCCAGUUGCUGACAAGCUGCUGAAACGGGCCUCAACUAUGCCCCGACUAGACCCGCCAGAUGACAAGUCCAUCAGCACCCUCUACAUAGGGGGUUUGGGAGAUACUGUCACAGAUGGAGAUCUCAAGAGUCACUUCUACCAGUUUGGUGAGAUUCGCACCAUAACCAUAGUCCAGAGACAGCAGUGUGCCUUCAUCCAGUUUGCCACGCGGCAGGCAGCUGAAAUGGCCGCUGAGAAGUCCUUCAACAAACUCAUCAUUAAUGGAAGGAGGCUCACUGUCAAGUGGGGAAGGUAAGAAGCAGCAAGAGGGAAGGAUGGCAUCAAAGAUGGCGUCAGUGAGAUGGGUACCAGACUUGAUCCUGUACCUGGACUGCCUGGAGCUCUUCCGCCACCACCUGCUUUAGAUGAAGAGGCUCCUGCAAACUACUUCAACCUGGACCCUGGCACCUCUCCUGCUGUCAUGAACAUUGCUCUUCCCCCACCUCCGGGCAUCAACCCGCCUCCUCCAGGUUUUGGCCCUCCAAUGUUUCACCACAUGGGUCCAAUGGCUCCACCUAUGCCACCUCCAAUGAGCAUGAGACCUCCUGGUCAAAUCCACUACCCUUCCCAGGAUCCUCAGCGCAUGGGCGCCCAUGCCGCACAUGGCUCACGUCAUGGUGAUUAGCUGCUAGAGUGAAAUCAUACUGUGAUUAGGCGUCAAACCUGGUCAGGUGCUUUUACUUCAGAUGCUGUCAAAGGGCCUGAAAUCUGCAGACUACUUCUGGGAGAAAUACAUUCAUAGAAGAUAACAUCUGAUUUAUUAUGCCCCCUGCAGUGCAGUGAAUGAACUGAACGAAGCGCCAUCUGUGUCUGGAGAGACAACAAGAUGUCUUUGUCACUACUCGCAGUUAAAAAGCACCAGAACAGCAUCUGAACAGUGGAAGAUAACAUUGUAAAAGACGUCAAACAUGAGAGUAAUGGCAAAUGUGAUCAGGGCCUUUUUUUUUUAUUAUUAUUUUUUUUUUUACUACAGGCUCCUGUGGUUUGGAGCCAUUGUACAUAUAAAAACUGUAUACUUUUAGGUUAAACUCUAUGUGUAACAUCGUGCAAAGUAUCACGUGGGGUAUUAAACCUGUUCGUUUUCAGUUGCAUUGACUUUUUUUAUUGUUUAUUUGACACAAUCUUCAUAUUCCACAGCAUAAUGACCUAGUUUAUUGUAAACCUUUCUUUGAAUGUUGUUUUCACUUGUCAUUAAAAUGAUGCAGUUGUCAUUGA
Molecule: messenger RNA, 1947 nt
Organism: Micropterus salmoides (largemouth bass)
Lineage: Eukaryota; Metazoa; Chordata; Actinopteri; Centrarchiformes; Centrarchidae
Gene: rbm22
Product: RNA binding motif protein 22
Exons: 11
Cellular component (GO): U2-type catalytic step 2 spliceosome; U2-type catalytic step 1 spliceosome; Prp19 complex
Molecular function (GO): pre-mRNA binding; metal ion binding; U6 snRNA binding
Source: RefSeq, a predicted model, not a curated record